Messenger RNA from Chrysochloris asiatica (Cape golden mole), 1707 nucleotides. It is a transcript of the gene ZNF579, whose product is annotated as zinc finger protein 579. The record is from RefSeq and is a predicted model, not a curated record. Lineage: Eukaryota; Metazoa; Chordata; Mammalia; Afrosoricida; Chrysochloridae. The transcript has a single exon. The coding region runs from base 1 to 1707 and encodes 568 amino acids.
AUGGACCCGCAGCCCCCUCCUCCUGCGCAGGGCAGUCCACCACACCGUGGGCGUGGCCGUGGCCGAGGCCGUGGACGUGGGCGUGGCCGAGGCCGAGGUUGUGGCCGAGGAGGCGCGGGGGCGGCUCGGGCUCCCCUGCCCUGCCCGACCUGCGGUCGUCUCUUCCGCUUUCCCUACUACCUCUCCAGGCACCGACUGAGCCACUCGGGCCUGCGCCCCCACGCCUGCCCCCUGUGUCCUAAGGCCUUCCGCCGGCCGGCCCACCUCUCCCGCCACCUGCGGGGCCACGGCCCACAGCCCCCGCUGCGCUGCGCCGCCUGUCCUCGUACCUUCCCGGAGCCGGCCCAGCUGCGGCGACACCUGGCCCAGGAGCACGCAGGCGGCGAGGUGGAACUGGCCAUCGAGCGUGUGACCAAGGAGACCACCGAGUCCAGCUGGAACGCGCAGGACGCGGGCGAGGAGCAGGCCACCACAGCGGCGGCGGCAGGCUCCCCAGAGGAGGCUGCGGCCGAGUGGCCUGAACCGUGGCCAGCCGGGGACGCUGGCGACCUGGCCGCCCCAGCACCACCGGAGCCCCGCGAGUCGGAGGAGGAAGAGGCCGAGGCCGAGGCUGAGGCUGAGGCCGAGGCCGGGGCGGCGGAGCUGCGGGCCGAGUUGGCGCUGGCGGCCGGCCGGCAGGAGGAGAAGCAAGUGCUGCUGCAGGCCGACUGGACCCUGUUAUGUCUGCGCUGUCGGGAGGCCUUCGCCACCAAGGGCGAGCUCAAGGCACACCCCUGUCUGCGGCCCGAAGGCGACCAGGAGGGCGAGGGCGGGCCACCUCCACGGCCCAAGCGACACCAGUGCCCCAUCUGCCUAAAGGCCUUCGCCAGGCCCUGGUCACUGUCUCGACACCGGCUGGUCCACUCCACCGACCGGCCCUUCGUGUGCCCGGACUGUGGCCUGGCCUUUCGUCUCGCCUCCUACCUCCGUCAGCACCGCCGCGUGCACGGGGCGCUCAGCCUGCUGGCCCCGCUGCCCGGCAAGAAGGACGACAAGGCCGCGGGGACGCGGACCUCAGGGAAGGGGCCCGAGGGCAGCGCGGGGGCUGAAGCGGCCUCGGAGGGCGGCGAAGGCGGCCAGAACGGAGGGGACACGGCGCCGGCCCGGCCCCCCGCAGGGGAACCCCGAUUCUGGUGUCCCGAGUGCGGUAAAGGCUUCCGACGCCGGGCGCACCUUCGACAGCAUGGGGUCACCCAUUCGGGAGCGCGGCCCUUCCAGUGCGUGCGCUGCCAACGCGAGUUCAAGCGGCUGGCCGACCUGGCCCGGCACGCGCAGGUGCACGCCGGGGGACCAGCGCCGCACCCCUGUCCCCGAUGCCCGCGCCGCUUCUCCCGCGCCUACAGCCUCCUGCGUCACCAGCGCUGUCACCGCGCGGAGCUGGAGCGCGCUGCCGCGCUACAGGCACUUCAGGCCCAGGCCCCUCCGCCUUCACCGCCACCCCCGCCCCCGCCGGCUGAGCAGGAGGAGCCCGGGGGGCUGCCACUGCCGGUGGAGCACAUCAAAGAGGAGCCCCCCUCCCCAGGGCCCCCACCCCGCUCCCCACCAGCACCCCCUGUCUUCCUCAGCGCCUCCUGCUUCGACAGCCAAGACCACUCCGCCUUCGAGAUGGAAGAGGAAGAGGUCGACAGCAAAACCCACCUGCGUGGGUUGGGGGGCUUGGCCUCCUGA